Molecule: messenger RNA, 2185 nt
Organism: Scomber japonicus (chub mackerel)
Lineage: Eukaryota; Metazoa; Chordata; Actinopteri; Scombriformes; Scombridae
Product: serum response factor-like
Exons: 8
Coding region: 294-1562 (422 amino acids)
Biological process (GO): positive regulation of transcription by RNA polymerase II
Molecular function (GO): protein dimerization activity; DNA-binding transcription factor activity, RNA polymerase II-specific; serum response element binding
Source: RefSeq, a predicted model, not a curated record
GGGCUUUGCUGCUAACUGUAGAAAAACAACUUUAUAACUUUAUUCUUUAAUUGUAUUCUGCUUCAGUCUGCGGAAUAAAUAUCCGCCGCUGUUUCUUCGGCUGUUGUUCGGCUGCUCGGCGCCGUUCGGUGAUUUCCGGAGAGCCGAACUUGUUGCUAAAGUAACUGCUAACUGGUUAGCUCGCUAGCUCCGUUAAUCGCUCAGCUAGCCGCUCAGCUAGCCGCUCAACCCGGGCUGGGAGCUCGGAGCCCGGGGAGAGGCUGCCGCUCUGCCCGCCUCUAGCUCCGCCGGGGAUGGGAACCAGAACCGGACCCGGACCGAACUCCGAGCCGGACGGAGGCUCCGACCCUGAGUCCGAGUCCGGGUCGGACGAGGACGCUGCGGGAUCAUGCGGGGACAGAAGAGGCGUGAAGCGGGAGAGGAGCGAGAGGGAAGUGGUGAGCACCGGGCUGCAGGGAGCCAGACCCGGGAAGAAGACGCGGGGCAGAGUGAAGAUCAAGAUGGAGUUCAUCGAUAAUAAGCUGCGGAGGUACACGACGUUCAGCAAGAGGAAGACCGGCAUCAUGAAGAAGGCCUACGAGCUGUCCACCCUCACAGGUACGCAGGUGCUGCUGCUGGUGGCCAGUGAGACGGGGCACGUGUACACCUUCGCUACCAGGAAGCUGCAGCCGAUGAUCACGUCAGAAACAGGAAAGGCUCUGAUCCAGACCUGCCUGAACUCCCCCGACUCGCCCCCCCGCUCCGACGCCGGCUCCGACCAGAGGAUGAGCGCCACCGGCUUCGAGGAGACCGACCUCACCUACCAGGUGUCUGAGGCCGAGGGGGGGGGCGAGGGCGGCAAGGAUUUGAUGAAACCGGGUUUCACCAGCAGCACGCAGGCCUCUUCCUCCUCUUCCUCCUCCUCUUCCUCCUGGCAGCCGUCCUCUGUGUCGUCCAAUGGGACGCUGUUGAAGACGUCAGCUGGUGUAGUACUUCCUGGAGGCUUCACCUUAAUGUCAGGUGCGUCUCUGCCCCCCGGCACUCACACCAUCCCCCUCAGCCAGCUGCAGGCCCCCGGCCCCCCCACCACCCUGCACGGCCCCCCCUCACAGCCAACCACACUGCUCCGUCUCCCGGCAACCGUGUCACUGUCAGGGGGCGGAGUCUCUCAGCAGCUGCAGACCAUCCAGGUUCAGGCCAGCAGUCAGACGUCCACCAAUCAGAGCAGCUCAGAGAUUCACAGCCCCGCCCCCACAGCCGCUCUUCCUGCUUCCUCCUCCUCCUCCUCGGUGGGUCACAUGAUGUACCCCGGCGGCCACACGGUCAUGUACGCCACGCCCACGACGUCGCUAGGCGACGGAAGCCUCGUCCUCAACACCUUCUCCUCCACAGGCCACGGCCAGUCACAUGACCCAGCUUCAGUCUCGCAGGUCUUCCUCACAUCUCUUCCUCCGGUCGGUGCUCAGAUCCCCGUUUCUGCCGUUCAGCUGCAUCCGAUGGUCAUCAGUCAGCAGAGCAGCAGCAGUAAUCUGGCAGAGCUGCAGGUCGUCAGUCUGGACGUCCACCAAGCAAAAGAUGACUGAAGGUCACAUGACCCGCACGCCACCAUGUUCACCAUCUGCUGGUCACAUGACCCGCACGCCACCAUGUUCACCAUCUGCUGGUUACGCUUCAAGAUAUAAAAAAACAAAGUGCCAAACCCGAGGAGUGGCUCAUUAAAGGCUCACGUGACCUGAUCAGAGUUAUUGAUCUGCCUCACUGACAAUCAUGCAGCCAAAGGUCUGUGGUGUGUUCAGGGACACUCAUAAGGAGACAAACCUGCACUCUGAGAAGAACUGACGAUGAUAAUGAAGGAAGAAUAUGACCUUAACCCAGCGAAGCUGUCAUUUACAGACCGACCCUGAACUGCUCAUUUACAGACUGACCCUGAACUGAGCGAAGCUGUCAUUUACAGACCGACCCUGAACUGAGCGAAGCUGUCAUUUACAGACCGACCCUGAACUGAGCGAAGCUGUCAUUUACAGACCGACCCUGAACUGCUCAUUUACAGACCGACCCUGAACUGAGCGAAGCUGUCAUUUACAGACCGACCCUGAACUGCUCAUUUACAGACCGACCCUGAACUGUUGGACUCUCUGACUGACAGCUGCAGUUUGAACUUUGACCCCUCAGCGUCAUGUUUUCAUGUACAUAUAUUUCUAUACUC